Messenger RNA from Eublepharis macularius, 3662 nucleotides. RefSeq names its product sodium/potassium-transporting ATPase subunit alpha-2. Gene Ontology annotation, molecular function: ATP hydrolysis activity; ATP binding; P-type sodium:potassium-exchanging transporter activity. Gene Ontology annotation, cellular component: membrane. Bases 98 to 3160 code for a protein of 1020 amino acids. The transcript is spliced from 23 exons. Lineage: Eukaryota; Metazoa; Chordata; Lepidosauria; Squamata; Eublepharidae. Gene Ontology annotation, biological process: intracellular potassium ion homeostasis; intracellular sodium ion homeostasis; sodium ion export across plasma membrane. The record is from RefSeq and is a predicted model, not a curated record.
GCCGGACGGCCGCCCCGGGGUCCGGCCCCAGCCUGUGGGUCGCAGCGCGCCAGCCGGCCUCGCCUCGCCUCGCCUCGCCGUCGCCUGCGCAGCCGAGAUGGGCAAAGGGGCAGGACGCGAGUACGCACCCCCAGGGGCCACUGCGGAGAAUGGAGGGGGCAAGAAAAAACAGAAGGAGAAGGAGCUGGACGAGCUGAAGAAGGAAGUGAAUCUGGAUGAUCACAAGCUGUCUCUGGAUGAAAUCAGCAGGAAAUACCAGGUGGAUCUGUCCAAGGGUCUGACCAACACUCGGGCCGCAGAGAUUCUAGCCCAAGAUGGCCCCAAUGCCUUGACGCCGCCUCCAACCACACCAGAGUGGGUCAAGUUUUGCCGGCAACUCUUUGGGGGCUUCUCCAUCCUGCUGUGGAUCGGGGCCAUCCUCUGCUUCCUGGCCUACAGCAUCCAGGCUGUCAUGGAGGACGAGCCUGCCAACGACAACCUGUACCUGGGUGUGGUGCUGGCCGCGGUCGUCAUCGUGACCGGCUGCUUCUCCUACUACCAAGAGGCCAAGAGCUCCAAAAUUAUGGACUCCUUCAAAAAUAUGGUUCCUCAGCAAGCCUUGGUCAUACGGGAAGGCGAGAAGAUCCAAAUCAACGCUGAGAACGUGGUGGUGGGAGACCUGGUGGAGGUGAAAGGAGGGGAUCGGGUCCCUGCAGACCUGCGGAUUAUCUCCUCCCAUGGUUGCAAGGUGGACAACUCCUCCUUGACAGGCGAGUCAGAGCCCCAGACCCGCUCCCCAGAGUUCACCCACGAGAAUCCCCUGGAGACCCGCAACAUCUGCUUCUUCUCCACCAAUUGUGUUGAAGGCACGGCUCGGGGCAUUGUCAUCUCGACUGGGGACCGUACGGUGAUGGGGCGCAUCGCCUCGCUGGCUUCUGGCCUGGAGGUGGGCCAGACGCCCAUCGCCAUGGAGAUCGAGCACUUCAUCCGCAUCAUCACCGGCGUGGCCGUUUUCCUGGGCAUGUCCUUCUUCAUCCUCUCCCUCAUUCUGGGCUACACGUGGCUGGAGGCCGUCAUCUUCCUCAUCGGUAUCAUUGUGGCCAAUGUCCCGGAAGGGCUCCUGGCGACCGUCACGGUGUGCCUGACCCUGACCGCCAAGCGCAUGGCUCGCAAGAACUGCCUGGUGAAGAACCUAGAGGCCGUGGAGACGCUGGGCUCCACGUCCACCAUCUGCUCCGACAAGACGGGGACCCUCACCCAGAACCGCAUGACGGUGGCCCACAUGUGGUUCGACAACCAGAUUCACGAAGCGGACACCACCGAGGACCAAUCUGGGGCAACUUUUGACAAGCGCUCCCCCACCUGGACGGCCCUCGCCCGCAUUGCAGGCCUGUGCAACCGAGCUGUCUUCAAAGCGGGCCAGGAGAACGUCCCCAUCUCUAAGAGGGACACUGCGGGCGAUGCCUCCGAAUCUGCACUCCUGAAAUGCAUCCAGUUGUCUUGUGGGUCUGUCAAGAAGAUGCGUGAAAGGAACCACAAAGUGACAGAGAUACCCUUCAACUCCACCAACAAGUACCAGCUGUCCAUCCACGAAACAGAAGACAGGCCCAAGGGCCACAUCCUGGUGAUGAAGGGAGCUCCGGAGAGGAUCCUCGACCGCUGUACCACCAUCUUGGUGCAAGGGCAGGAGGUGCCCCUCGACGAGGAGAUGCGUGAUGCCUUCCAGAACGCCUACCUCGAGCUGGGGGGGCUGGGAGAGAGAGUGCUGGGAUUCUGCCAGGUCUACCUCCCCGAAGACCAGUUUCCGCGGGGAUUUAAGUUCGACGUGGAUGAAAUCAACUUCCCGCUGUCCAACCUCUGCUUCGUGGGACUCAUGUCCAUGAUUGACCCGCCUCGGGCCGCUGUGCCGGACGCCGUGGGGAAAUGCCGCAGUGCCGGCAUCAAGGUGAUCAUGGUGACAGGCGACCACCCAAUUACGGCCAAGGCGAUUGCCAAGGGGGUGGGCAUCAUCUCCGAGGGGAACGAGACCGUGGAGGACAUUGCGGCCCGCCUCAACAUCCCCGUCAGCCAGGUCAACCCCAGGGAAGCCAAGGCGUGCGUGGUCCACGGCUCUGACCUCAAGGACAUGACCGCCGAGCACCUGGACGAGAUCCUCAAGAACCACACGGAGAUUGUCUUUGCCCGCACUUCUCCCCAGCAGAAACUCAUCAUUGUGGAGGGCUGCCAGCGGCAGGGGGCCAUUGUGGCUGUGACUGGAGAUGGUGUGAACGACUCCCCUGCCCUGAAGAAGGCAGACAUCGGCAUCGCCAUGGGCAUCGCCGGCUCCGACGUCUCCAAGCAGGCGGCAGACAUGAUCCUUCUGGAUGACAACUUUGCCUCCAUUGUGACGGGCGUGGAGGAAGGCCGCCUGAUCUUCGACAACCUGAAGAAGUCCAUCGCCUACACCCUGACCAGCAACAUUCCCGAGAUCACCCCCUUCCUCCUCUUCAUCAUCAUCAAUAUUCCGCUGCCGCUGGGCACGGUCACCAUCCUGUGCAUCGACCUGGGCACAGACAUGGUCCCGGCCAUUUCCCUGGCCUACGAGGCCGCAGAGAGUGACAUCAUGAAGCGGCAGCCACGGAACUCCAAGACGGACAAGCUGGUGAAUGAGCGCCUUAUCAGCAUGGCGUACGGGCAGAUUGGCAUGAUCCAGGCCUUGGGCGGCUUCUUCACUUACUUUGUGAUCCUGGCUGAAAAUGGCUUCCUUCCUGCCACGCUGCUGGGGAUUCGCCUGGACUGGGACGACCGUUCCAAGAACGACUUGGAAGACAGCUACGGCCAGGAGUGGACUUACGAGCAGCGCAAGGUGGUGGAGUUCACCUGCCACACGGCCUUCUUUGCCAGCAUCGUGGUGGUGCAGUGGGCAGACCUCAUCAUCUGCAAGACCAGGCGGAACUCGGUCUUCCAGCAGGGCAUGAAGAACAAAAUCCUGAUCUUCGGCCUGCUGGAGGAGACUGCCCUGGCCGCCUUCCUGUCGUACUGCCCAGGCAUGGGUGUGGCUCUGCGCAUGUAUCCGCUCAAGGUCACGUGGUGGUUCUGCGCCUUCCCGUACAGCCUGCUGAUCUUCAUCUACGAUGAGGUGCGGAAGCUCCUCCUCCGUCGCUAUCCUGGUGGCUGGGUGGAGAAAGAGACCUACUACUGAGACAGCAGCCCAGCAGAACCCCUUUGUCGCUUCCUGGGCAUCCCAUAGAGCCUUUAGUUGUAGCAUGGGGUGGGGAGGAGUGCCUGGGGGGGUGGGGGGCGCACUUGCACACCUGACUCACGUAGGUCUCACCUGUAACCUUCCACCCAGGCACUAACCCCAUGGGGGGGAGGGGAAAGGGGCAGGUGAGGAAGCCCCCUGGGGGAGGGGGGACCUCCUUGCUGGCCCACAGCCACCCGGCCAGGCCUUGGGGACAAGAGGAGAGGGGCCAGGGAGGGAGGGGCCCUUCUCCUGGGGCUGAGAAGAGAGCAGGCCUCACAGGGGAAGUUCUUGAGGGGGGUUGGGAAAGCCCCUGGCAGAGAGGGGCAGAGAAGGGAGCUGAGCCCCUCUUCCCCCUGUAGUGCGUGUGCCCAAGGAGGGGCUGAGCUUCCUGGCCUGCCCCCAUUGCAAGAAGCAGCCCUGUGGGUGAGUGGGGGGAUGCAAUAAACGCCGUGUAACCUGC